AUGAAUCCAGUCGCGAACGUUCAUACGUAGUACGCAAGCUGGAUUUGACGGUUCCUCGUGGCGGUUCUUCCGUGAACAGGCUGACAGAGUUGAGCGUUUGGUUAUCCGAACAUUUAUGUGAUAACGCCGGCCAAAGUACUCAUGGUGUCGGUUAUGCAGCCGUUCAUGGACAUCGAGAGCUCGAGGAGCUAUAUCGACGAGCUCUAUUCACCGGACCAGCAGAAAUGUCUGGAAGCGAUUAUAUGUCUGAAAAAUUCCGUGAUCGGCAGCAAUCGACAGAAAGGUUCGGUAAUAGCUCAAGGUGUUGUGCCCCGGCUGUUGCAAUUGCUUGGCGAUCCCAGCGGUACCAUCAGCGAUCGUAUAAGGUUGGAAUCAGCGGUAACACUGGGAUCCUUAGCCAAGGGAACAGAUCAGCAUGUACUAGCGCUCAUAGAUCUAGGUGUAAUUCCAUUUCUCCUCGGAGUUAUGCUCACUGUACCAAUUCCUGAAGUCUUCACGGAAGGGAAAGCGAGUAUAGCCGAUCUUUUACACGAGGCCUGUUUGCGAUGCUUGCGCACGAUAUUCCAGCACACAGCAGCGCCAGUUCAGGCGAUAUAUCGUGAUCCGGCGAUAAUACCGCGAUUGUUGUCCCUGGCUAGUCGAUCGGUUACUUGUCAAGUAUGCGUGGCGACGAUUCUCACGACAGCUUGUAAGACGGCGGACGAUCAGAACGCUCUGUCGAAAGGUGGAGCCGUAGAAACAUUGGCGCUGCAGUUGGAUUCUCCGCUUUCUGACGUGCAAUUACCGGCUCUGGCCUGUUUAGCGAACAUGUGUUACCAAAACCAAAUGGUCUCGUCGAUGGUGGCGCACGCCAACACCAUCAACAAUGCUGUGUCAUCUAAAGUGGUGCCGGUAGCGUUGGGACAAUUGAUGGGGCGCGAAAAGAAUUCGCUGAUACAGCUCGAGGCAGCUAGAUGCGUAGCAUACAUGCACAGAGCUGGAGCAUUGGAGUCUACAGACCCACGUGUUGUAUAUCGCGCUUUACCCUGUCUCGUAAGACUGUGUCACCGGGAUCGACCACCACGUGAGAGGGUCGCCGCCGCGGAAACGCUCGCGUACCUCACCGAGGUUGAUACGGAUUUGCAACGUUUAGCCUCGAUUAGCAAUCAUCUGAUACCGACGUUGGCCGAACUGUUGCGACCGCAUCCGCAAGUGCAAGAUGCAGCGCUAACACAAGACAUGCGACAAGCUGCAUUUAGAGCAUUCGCGUCUCUCGGUGCUAAUGAUGAGGAUAUACGGAAGCGUAUUAUCGAGACCGAAAGUCUUAUGGAACAAGUAGUAUCUGGUCUUCAAGAUCCUGGCGGAUCCCGUGUUCGUUUAGCCGCGGUUAGAUGCUUGCAUUCCCUGUCGAGGAGUGUGCAGCAACUUCGUACCACGUUUCAAGAUCAUGCAGUGUGGAGACCGUUAAUGCAGUUGUUACACGGAGCGGAGAAAGGGUUGGAGGGUAGAGGCGAAAGUGAAGAUGAUUUGUUAACUGUUGCCUCGAGCACUUUAUGUAACUUACUGUUGGAGUUUAGUCCAAGCAAAGAGCCGAUUCUCGAGUCCGGCGGAGUCGAGUUGUUGUGUUCUCUCACUAAACGACCCGACCCGGCACUCCGACUGAACGGGAUUUGGGCGCUGAUGAAUGUGGCUUUUCGAGCGGAGCAACGGGUUAAGUCGCAAAUACUCUCGUGCCUGGGUACUGAUCAAAUCUUUCGUCUCCUGGCCGACCCGGAAUUAGCCGUUCUCAUGAAAACGCUGGGCCUCUUGCGAAAUUUACUCUCUACUAAAGCUCACAUAGAUCGCAUUAUGGGCGAGCAUGCCGCUCACGUUAUGCAGGCGGUUAUAUUGGUACUGGAGGACCCGGAACAUCCGGCAGACGUCAAGGAACAGGCUCUCUGCAUCCUAGCGAAUGUUGCGGACGGCGAUCGAGCCAGAGAUCAUAUCAUGGCUAACGAGGACGUGCUUAAGAAACUUAUGGAUUAUAUGAUGCAUAGCAACGUAAAACUGCAAGUUGCGGCAAUUUUUUGUGUGUGCAACCUAGUCUGGAGAGAGGAACCUGGUGCUGCGCAACGGCAAGCGCGUCUCAGAGAAUUAGGCCUUUAUCGUAUUUUGCAACAGCUACGUCACACGAAAGACUCUCAAUUGUUUGAUAAAGUCAAGACUGCCUUGGCACAAUUCUACGAUGCUUGAACUUCGAAUAUACCGGCAAAAUGAAGUUUAGGUCUUGACUUCGUCUCUUUUUUUUAUAUUUGAAGUACGUUACGAGUUUAGUGUUAAGACUGUGAUCACUUCUCGGUUGAUGUAUAAGUGCUCGAAACUUAUAAGUAAAGCGAACAAACCGAUAGUUCUGAGCCUAUGCCUGUAAUCUGUUCGACGUAUAUUUAUUUAUAAUUUAAGUAUAUAUAAAUAUAUAGAGAGAAAGAGAGACACACAAUGCGCGCAGUGUAACUCGUUCGCUUAUAUUGAGAGAAAUGUUUGAUAUGUAUUAAUCUCGUUAGCUUACAAGCAGAGGCUUCAGACACGAAUUAUCGUAUGCAAUAAGAAAGAAUUAAAGGGACAAGUAACAACUUGAAAUAAAUAGGAAGCAAAUACA
Molecule: messenger RNA, 2614 nt
Organism: Dinoponera quadriceps
Lineage: Eukaryota; Metazoa; Arthropoda; Insecta; Hymenoptera; Formicidae
Product: armadillo repeat-containing protein 8-like
Exons: 8
Coding region: 142-2211 (689 amino acids)
Biological process (GO): proteasome-mediated ubiquitin-dependent protein catabolic process
Cellular component (GO): GID complex
Molecular function (GO): protein binding
Source: RefSeq, a predicted model, not a curated record